Messenger RNA from Plasmodium gallinaceum, 924 nucleotides. RefSeq names its product autophagy-related protein 3, putative (gene ATG3). The transcript has 12 exons. Gene Ontology annotation, biological process: autophagy of mitochondrion; autophagosome assembly; nucleophagy. Gene Ontology annotation, molecular function: Atg8-family ligase activity. The record is from RefSeq and is a predicted model, not a curated record. Lineage: Eukaryota; Apicomplexa; Aconoidasida; Haemosporida; Plasmodiidae. Gene Ontology annotation, cellular component: cytoplasmic ubiquitin ligase complex; cytosol. Bases 1 to 924 code for a protein of 307 amino acids.
AUGAGUGAUCAGUUAAAUGUAAAGCAUAAGAUAGCAGAUACUUGUAGAAAAAUAUAUUCAUAUUUUAAGCCAAUUUCAAAUACUUCUUCAUUUAUUAAAAAUGGCACAUUAACACCAGAAGAAUUUGUGGAUGCAGGAGAUUUUUUAGUUCAUAAAUUCAAAACAUGGGAAUGGCAAGAAGCAGAUAAAGAUAGAAACGUUUCUUAUUUGCCAGAAGGGAAACAAUUUUUAAUAACUAGAAAUGCUCCUUGUAAACAAAGAUUAAAAGAAUUAAAUUAUAUAACUCAUGAUUUAAAAAUUGUAGAAAAUGAAUGGCUACAUCCCAAUUAUGAAGAAGACAAUAAUGCUAUAGAUAUAAAUGAAUACCCACAUAAUCUGCCUUUCUCUAUAAGAAAAUCAAUAAAAGAAGAAAAAGAAUAUGAUAAUGACGAUGAUGUUAUUGAUAUAAAUAAUUUUGAUAUAGAAGACAGUAUAUUUAAUGAAAAUGAUCCUGCAUCUGUUGAUAACCCAAGUUAUUAUUAUAAUAAUAUUAGAAAUGAUAAUACCAUGAAAAUACGAACAUAUGACAUUAGUAUAACAUAUGAUAAAUAUUACCAAACUCCUCGGAUAUGGCUAUUUGGAUAUGAUGAAAAUGGAAAUCCUCUAAAACCUGAAGAAAUUUUUGAAGACGUUUUGGCAGAUUAUAGUUAUAAAACAGUCACAUAUGAUCCACACCCAUGUACAGGAAUUAUGACUGCAUCUAUACAUCCAUGCAGACAUGCAGAUGCAAUGCUGAAAAUUAUAAAAAAUUGGAUAAACGACAAAAAAGAACCAAGGCAUGAUUUAUAUUUAUUAUUUUUACUGAAAUUUGUUUCUGGUGUAAUACCAUCUAUUGAAUACGAUUUUACAACAGAUAUAGAAAUCCCAAGAGAUUAUAAAAAAUAG